Messenger RNA from Mytilus trossulus (common blue mussel), 2472 nucleotides. Its product is annotated as protein SpAN-like. Bases 59 to 2206 code for a protein of 715 amino acids. The transcript has 19 exons. Gene Ontology annotation, cellular component: membrane. The record is from RefSeq and is a predicted model, not a curated record. Gene Ontology annotation, molecular function: zinc ion binding; metalloendopeptidase activity. Gene Ontology annotation, biological process: proteolysis. NCBI's taxonomy places the organism in Eukaryota, Metazoa, Mollusca, Bivalvia, Mytilida, Mytilidae.
GGCGUAAUUCGGGUACAGUGUGACAGUGGAUAGCAUUCUGCACGGACGGCAGUGAAAUAUGGUUCCCGCAAAAUUUCUUGUGAUUUUUGUUCUGUGUUUUGGUAUUUCUGAUGCAUAUUUUUUGAAGAAGCUAUUAAAAGAAUUGUCAGAUGGAGACGAGGAUUAUUUUCAAGAGGAAAUUGGGACCAAAACCGACUCCAUUGGUAGUGAAUUACUAAGACGUGAUGAUGGGAACAGUUACUAUGAUGAUAAUGUUACAGAUAGCCCAACACAAGAUGAGGGUGUGGAUGAUCCUGCAAAAGAAGAGGAAAAGUUGGAAGAAGAAAGCAGUAAUGGCGGUCAGCUUUUGGACAAUGAGAAUGUUGACCAAGAUUCAACCCUAGCCAAGUUGAUAGCAUCAAUGGAUGUUAUAGUUCAUGGACAAGACGAGAAGCCAAUGGGAAUGCAUCCAGAAUCAGACCAAAAACAAAAGGAAGAUUCGUUAGAUAAACACAAAUAUACGCCUGAACAGGUGAUGGAAAGAGCUCUUGGACUAGAAAAUGACAAUGAAUUCAAGAGAAAUUUUAAGGUUGAUAGUAGAUUAUGGGAGGAUGGCAUUGUACCAUAUACCAUUGUUGGUAGUUUAACAAAUUCUGACGAGAUGGUGAUAAUUGAGAAGGCAUUUGAAGAAUUGAAAAAGAAGACCUGUAUACAGUUAGUUCCCAAAGGCAGCGAUAAAACUCAGGGUCUCAGUCACAAAUCAUACGUAGAAUUUAAUCCAAAAAGCGAUGGAUGUUCAUCCUAUGUGGGAAGAAUAUCACCUGGUAAACAAGAGAUUAUUUUAGAAAAUCCAGGCUGUGUGGAACAUUCCAUAGUUCUACAUGAAAUCAUGCAUGCUAUUGGGAUGGAACAUGAACAGAGCAGGUCGGAUAGAGAUAAAUUCAUCAAAAUCUUUAACAAAAAUAUCAUAGAUGGUUGGCAUGAACAAUUUUCCAAAGAACAAACUUCAGAUACUCGGCCUUACGAUGCUGAAUCCAUUAUGCAGUAUAACCUGUAUUCUGCUGGGAAAACAAUUGGAGGUAAAGCAUCCAAAACUAUGGGGCUUGUUGAGAAACAACUUGAAUUUCUAGCUGACCUUAAUUCUGGACUGGAUUUCUAUGACGUGGCCGAUAUCACUGAUGCAUAUCAAUGUGCAGCUCAUUGUGAAGGAUCAUCCCGACCAAAAUGUGAAAAUGGUGGAUUUGUUGACCACAACUGUAAAUGUUUCUGUCCAUCUGGUCUGAAAGGAGAUCUCUGCCAAACUGUAGAAACAUCAUCAGCAUGUGGAGGUAUUGUCUAUGUAUCCGAGUCAAAGGUCACAGAGAUAAGAACACCUAACUGGCCAUCACCCUAUCCUGCGGGAACAAUGUGUACAUGGUUGAUUAAGGCUCCAGAUGAUAUGUUAGUAAAGUUAACAGCAGAUGAUCUUGAUCUGCCAUACAACAGUCUUAACAGAUGUUACCAUUGGAUGGAAGUAAGGUACAAUCUGAUUGGUCAACUUGGUGUCAAGAUUUGUGGUGAGAUUAAAGACAAGACAUGGACUACAACCCCAUAUGGUGAAUCGAACUUGAUGAUGGUGAGGCUUGAUGCUAAAUUUGCAGAAGAUAAAGAUGCUGGGAAGGGAUUCAGCAUCAGUGCCACAGCUACCCCCAAACCUGUAGAAGAUAAAGAUGCAGGUAAGGGAUUCAGCAUCAGUGCCGCGGCUACCCCAAAAUCUGUAGUAGAAGAUAAAAGUGAGAUUGUUUUAGAUAAAAGCGAGAUUUGUACAUUUGAGCCUCCGUCUGAUGGUUGUUUCUUUGACGCAGAUGGCAACUGGUUUGUGGGAGAGGAUGCAUCACCAUCAGACUAUGGACCAUCAUCUGCAUAUGGUGGACAGUUUUAUGCCUAUGUAGAUGGAAGUAAUGGACAGGAGGCUGCUAAAAUGACAUAUAAAGUUCCAUCAACCAUGGAUUAUUGCCUAAGCUUUGCCUACUACUUGUCUGGAGGCAAAUUAGAAAUACAAAGUGAGGAUGCAAACUAUAUUUAUGAUGUUUGGACGGCACAAGAACAGGGAGAUGGUUGGCAAAAAGCCAAAGUUGACAUCGAUGCUAAGAUGGGUGAACUUAUUCUUAUUAUUGCUGAAACAGAAUCUGAUUAUACAAGUGACAUAGCAAUAGAUGAUAUAGUCAUGAAAGAGGGAGUCUGUUGAUUCUGGAAGACUCAAAAGCUCAAUAGUGAACUUAAAACUGGAAUUUUGGUUAAUAAAUGCAUGAUCAAUGAACUCAGCCUGGUCAUCAAUAUCUUGAAAGAUCACUAGGCAGAAGGAAUACAUUGAUUGACCAACCAGACUUCUGCUUUCACUUUGCUAUAUUUGUCUUGUCUGUAUUUGUAUGAAUUGAUAUAUAUACUGUUAUUAUUUAUAUCUGUUUUGUCAAAAUGUGCUGUCCAAAAAAUAAAAUUUAUGUUUUGUUGCAA